CCUCACUCUUCUUCUGUCAUUUUAUUUUGUCAAAUGGCACGCUCACGCUGGCCCCUUUUGGAAACGUCACUUCCGCCUCCUCCUUAGCAAAGCAAGAUGGCGGCCGUCGUAGACAGAGUUGAUGGAUGUGCUGGGUCGUUGGACUCAGACUCGGUGUCACCGAGACAGACAACACCUCCGCCGGACCAGAACAACCCGCUGCUGGGACUGCCCAUCGUGGCCAUCGAGACUAUCCUCAACUUUCUGUCCUACGACGAGAUCAGCCUGCUGCGCGCGGUCUGUAAGCGCAUGGACAUGAUCUGCCAGCGUGUCCUGAAUCAGGGCUUCCUGAAGGUGGAGCGGUACCACAGUCUGUGCCAGAGACUCAAAGCCCAGCUGCCCAGGCGAGAGUCAGGAGGGAGAAACCAUUCACUGGCCCGUCACGCUGACACUGGCUGCCGGAGACGCUUCUCUCUGCUCAACAUGACCUUCAUGAAAUACGUCGACUCAAACCUCUGCUGCUUCAUCCCUGGAAAGGUGAUAGAUGAGAUUUACCGCGUGCUGCGCUACGUGAACUCGACUCGAGCUCCCCAGCGAGCUCACGAGGUUCUGCCAGGGCUCAGGGAUAUCUCCUCCAUGGCCAUGGAGUACUUUGAUGAGAAGAUUGUCCCCAUCCUGAAGAAGAAGCCUGCCAGGGGGCCGACCUGUCCGGCCGCCCUUAUUGGGUCUGCACCAGUGGCAGGUCCAUCUACCUCCCUGACCACCAUGUCCCUGCUGGCCGCACAACCAUCGCGCUCUGAGAUGACCAAGGUGCAGCAACAGGUGAAGGUGAACGGGGUCGUGACGGUACUGAGGAGGGAGAUGCAGGAAAUCCGCGUCAAGCAGCUGGAGCAGCAGAAGCAACCAGACCAGGAGCAGAAGCUGCUGGAACAGACGCAGGUGAUCGCCGAGCAGAAAGCGCGCCUGGCUGAGCUGGAGCACAAGCUCCGCGAACUGAUGGACAGCACGCCGCUGCUAUGGGAGGACCCAGGCCAGGCACAGCUGUCCCUCCCACGUCCAGCAGCACUACUGUGUCUUCCACCGCUGCCGCCAGCACGUCUGUGUUCUCUAUCUACUCUGUACGUCGACAAGAAGAAAAAUACAACAUCACCAGACUUCUCCUUCAAAGCUUCUGAGCCCACUAUAACUAAAUCAGAAUAUAGGCAGGUGGUCGGCCAUUUGCAGCCAUGA
Molecule: messenger RNA, 1209 nt
Organism: Larimichthys crocea (large yellow croaker)
Lineage: Eukaryota; Metazoa; Chordata; Actinopteri; Sciaenidae
Product: F-box only protein 28
Biological process (GO): protein polyubiquitination
Molecular function (GO): protein binding
Source: RefSeq, a predicted model, not a curated record